AGUCGUUAUAACCGGAUGCCACUAAUUAUAAGUCAAUCAUUUCGAAAAGCAGUCAUCAUGAAACUACAACUAUUGGCACUGGUAUAUUGUUUGGAGCACUUUCAAGGGAUUGCAAACGCUUAUCGGUGUUUCUAUUUAAGCACAAGGGAGGCCACCUGGCAUGAAGCUUGGCAGAUAUGUAAGAAACAUCAUCUCUGUUUUGCCAAUUUCGAGUCGACCACCGAAUACAAUGCACUGGCAAGGAAAAUGAUGUCAAUAGAUCGAGCUGACUAUUGGUUUGGUUUCAAGGACGAGUACGGAAUUAUCAGAGCGCAAUCCACAUCGAUAGAGAGCAUCAUGAAAUACUCUCCAGGAAUCAAAAAACAAAUUGGUGUUAACGAUAACUGUGGCUACAUAAAUACACAACGCGACAUUUCAACCACUGAUUGUAAUACAAAAAAACGAUUUGCAUGCCUUAAAGCCGUCAAAUGCUUUAAUCUCGGUAUGACACCUACGACGGUGAACGAGGCAGAGGUGUUGCCUGGAAUUGUGCCGUGCAAAAUAAAACCCCAGAUCCGGGAAAAGCUGGAGCUAGAUAGCAAAUAUUUUGAUGAGCUAUAACGAAUAAAUAUCGAUACAUGUCAA
Messenger RNA from Drosophila mojavensis, 624 nucleotides. RefSeq lists its product as uncharacterized. The record is from RefSeq and is a predicted model, not a curated record. The transcript has 3 exons. NCBI's taxonomy places the organism in Eukaryota, Metazoa, Arthropoda, Insecta, Diptera, Drosophilidae. The coding region runs from base 16 to 600 and encodes 194 amino acids.